AUGGGUUGGGAUUAUUGGAAGGUCUACGUCGAUGAGGAGUCUUAUAAUGAGGGACAUGGUCAAGCUUAUGCCAAUUAUGGCAUUGAUCCAAGCCGUGGUGCCAACGUCAUUCUUCGUCCUGAUCAGUAUGUGAGCUGGGUGGGAGAGCUGGACGACCACGAGGAAAUGUCGCGAUUCCUUUCUGGCUUUAUGAAACAGCAGGUGGCCCGGAAGUCCGGGGCUAAUAAGACCUGGGCCUUCUAG
Molecule: messenger RNA, 243 nt
Organism: Aspergillus udagawae
Lineage: Eukaryota; Fungi; Ascomycota; Eurotiomycetes; Eurotiales; Aspergillaceae
Exons: 2
Coding region: 1-243 (80 amino acids)
Source: RefSeq, a predicted model, not a curated record